CAAGCGCACUGUCUUCGCUCCGCAGAUGGGUGGCUGUCGGGUUUUGGGUCAGGCGUGGGGUGGCUGGCGGCAGGGUCUGGGGAUCCGUGCAACGCCCACAGCCGCAGGCUUUGGCACCAAGGCCCGGCAUCAGCUGCAACGUCGAGGCGCCAGCAAACCGUCGGAUCCCCCGGGUGACCAGUCUUUCCCAGGACUGCUGAGACCGGGGACUUUCAGUCGCGAAGAACUGGUCGAUGUAUUAAGGGCGGCUGUGGUGGACCGUAAAGGACCUCUGGUGACACUGAACAAGCCACAGGGUCUGCCAGUGACAGGAAAACCAGGAGAGCUGACGUUGUUGUCAGUGCUGCCAGAACUGAGCCGGUCCCUGGGGCUUGGGGAGCAGGAGCUCCAGGUUGUCCGAGCAUCUGGGAAGGAGGCCUCGGGGCUUGUGCUCCUCUCCAGUUGUCCCCAGACAGCAAGCCGCCUCCAGAAGUUCUUCGCUCACUCACAGAGAGCCAGGAGACCCACAGCCACGUACUGUGCUGUCACUGAUGGGAUCCCAGUUACUUCUGAAGGGAAGAUCCAAGCAGCUCUGAAACUGGAACACAUUGAUGGGGUCAAUCUCGUUGUUCCAGUGCGGUCCCCAUCACGAAAGGACAUCAUGGAAGGUGUCAAGAGGACCCUUAGCCACUUCCGUGUGGUUGCCACGGGCUCUGGCUGUGCCCUGGUCCAGCUGCAGCCACUGACAGUGUUUCCCAACCAGCUACAGGCACACAUGGCCCUGCAGCUCUGCCCUGUGCUUGGGGAUCACACAUACUCUGCCCGCGUGGGCACUGUCCUUGGCCAGCGCUUUCUUCUGCCAGUCGAGAGCACCAAGCCCCAAAGACAGGUCCUGGAUGAAGCCCUCCUCGGCCGCCUCUGCCUGACCGCCUCCCAGGCUGCCCGGUUGCCCCUGCACCUCCAUUUGCACUGUCUUCGCCUCCCAGGCACCAGGCCCAGGGACCCACCCACUGAGCUUCUGGCUCCUCUGCCCUCUUACUUCUCCAGGACCCUGCAGUGCCUCGGGCUCCACUACCAAUAGUCCUGCUGGAAAGCAGUUGGGGUGGGAGGCGAAUGGGCUGCGGUCAGGCCCAAGAAGAGUGUGGUCAGUGCUCAGCAUGCAGUCAGGCCACCGUGUAAGAUGCUGGGCACUCUAGUGGGAUAGACCUGAGAUCGCAUCCUAAGGCCAUUUGCUGUGUGGUGUUGGGCAAAUGACCUCACCUCUCUGGGCUUGAAAUAAUAAAAGUACCUACCUCACAGGAUUGUUUUCAGGAUUUGCUGAGGAAGAAAAUGUUUAUCAUGGACUGUGCUUUCUGUCGAGUUCAAUAUGUGGUCUUUAUGUUUGGCUGUUCCUGGCCCAAUUCUAGCUGAGGGAAAAUGUUAGAGUGUUUUUUCUUUAAUUUGUGCUAAAAUACGCUUCGUAGACUUUACCAUCUUCACUGUUUUUAAGUGUAUAGUUCAGUGGCAUUAAGUACAUUGACACGGUGGUGCAACCAUCUUCUGCAUCUAACUCCAGAACUUUCUCAUCCACCCAAACUGAAACUCUGUUCUCAUUAAACACCAACUGCCCAUCCCCUACCCAUCUCAGCCCCAGGAGCCACUGUUCUCUGUCUCCAAGAAUUUGACUACUCAUUUAGAUGUUAGAUCAUUUCCUUAAAAAAACCAUGUAACAUAUCAAACAAGAGUGCAUAAAACAUCUGUGUGAUUUAAAGAAUAACUGUAAGGUGACACAUGACCACCACUUGGCACAAAACAGAAGCAGCCUUCUCCUAUCUUAGAGCAAAGCCGUUCUCAACCCUGGCCCCAUACUAGAAUCCCCUACCCUGCCCCCUCAGAAAGCUUAAAAAAAGAUCCCCAUGCCUCCCCUGACUACACCCCUAAGACACUUUUACCAGUCUGGGACAGAGACAUCUUUUUUAAAAGCUCCAGAAUGGGCACUAGUGUAGAGUCACAAUUGGAAACCACUCCCCUGACUUGAGAGAAUUCUUUCCUUGUGUGUUUAAGUGUUACCACAUAUACAUGCAUCCCUAAACAAUGUAUUUUGUUUUGCUUGCUUCUCAAACUCCUGUGGAAUGGAACUGUGCUGUAUAUAUCCUUUUGUGACUUGUUCUCCUCCACCCUGGGAAA
This is a messenger RNA of Budorcas taxicolor (takin), 2145 nucleotides long. RefSeq names its product RNA pseudouridine synthase D3 (gene RPUSD3). The transcript has 9 exons. The record is from RefSeq and is a predicted model, not a curated record. Gene Ontology annotation, molecular function: pseudouridine synthase activity; RNA binding. Gene Ontology annotation, biological process: pseudouridine synthesis. Bases 26 to 1060 code for a protein of 344 amino acids. NCBI's taxonomy places the organism in Eukaryota, Metazoa, Chordata, Mammalia, Artiodactyla, Bovidae.